This is a messenger RNA of Manduca sexta (tobacco hornworm), 1193 nucleotides long. RefSeq names its product CD2 antigen cytoplasmic tail-binding protein 2 homolog. NCBI's taxonomy places the organism in Eukaryota, Metazoa, Arthropoda, Insecta, Lepidoptera, Sphingidae. Gene Ontology annotation, molecular function: protein binding. The record is from RefSeq and is a predicted model, not a curated record. Gene Ontology annotation, cellular component: U5 snRNP.
CACUGAACUUAUAUUUUUUAAUCUUGACAGUUUUUCCCGGAUAAACUUGCAAAAAUCGAUUUUAUGGUUGUUUUCUAUUAUAGUUUCGACAUUAAUGAAUAUCGAAAUUUAAUCCACGUUUCAGGAGAGUUGAGUGCUAAUUAGUAUAUGAGAAAAUGUCGAAGCGGCCGGCCUCUGAAGUCUUUGACGACGAAGGACCGAAACAACCAGUGAGGGAGGGAAAAAAACACUCAUUGGAUUCUGACGAGGAAGAUAAUGGGGCAGAAGAGGAAAGGAACAAUGUGAUGAAUGCAGACGAUAUUGAAGGAGAAGAAGAAGGAGUUGGGGGAAUUGAAGGUGAAAUUACUAUAACUCCAUUUAAUAUGAAGGAAGAGCUGGAGGAAGGACAUUUUGAUGCACAAGGACAUUAUCAAUGGAAAAAACAGACAGAAAUAAAAGAUGGCUGGUUAGAUAACAUAGAUUGGGUGAAAGUCAAGGGCCGACCUGAAGACAAGUACAAAAUUCACAAAAGUGAAGACAACAAAGGACUGGGCGAUGAAUCCAGCAGUGAAGAUGAAGAGAUUAAUGAGAAAUUUGAUUUGAUAGAAAAUUACAAAGAAAUUUUACAACAUAUGAAACCACGAGAAACCAUUGCUAAGGCUUUGCAGAGAUUAGGUGCAAGUUCAAAAAUUUCUUCUGCAGAGCGUUGGAAAAGGAAAAAAGCAGGAAUUAUUGAUGAAAACAGCAAAAUUGUUACAAGAAUAACAGAACUUGCUAAUCAAAUCUACAAAAUGGGUAAUAUGGACAUUUAUCAAGAGAACUAUGAAAAAAUUAAUGGCAUUGUCUCUAAAGCUAGUAAUGAAGAUGCCGAUUUAGAUAUGUAUGCAGAUGACUUUGAUCAGAAAGAAAAGCAAAAUCUAGAAUCUAAAUCAGACCCAACUCCAUUUGAAACUAAAACUGAGGAGAAGAAUACCAAUGAAGUCAAAUGGGAGUUUAAAUGGAGUCAAAAUGAUGACGAUGUAUCAGGACCGCAUUCCACAGAACAAAUGAAUAAGUGGGCUUCAGAAGGCUACUUUAAAUCUGGUGUAUGGGUGAAAAAGCAAGGAGAAGACAGUCAAUUUUACAAUUCCAACAGAAUUGAUUUUGAAUUAUACAUGUAGUCUUCCUUUACAAAAUAUUGUAUAAAUAAUCUACAAUUGUAUGUUUUAUUUUUA